Molecule: messenger RNA, 699 nt
Organism: Pestalotiopsis fici W106-1
Lineage: Eukaryota; Fungi; Ascomycota; Sordariomycetes; Amphisphaeriales; Sporocadaceae
Exons: 1
Coding region: 1-699 (232 amino acids)
Source: RefSeq, a predicted model, not a curated record
AUGCUCUCUAGAUCCAGCUCCAAUGCCUCCACAAGGUCGGUACGUGCCGGCGGAAAGUCCAAGUCGACGACGGCCUACAUCUGUAAGCAUGAAUCUAUGAAUAGCCGCCUCAACUCGGUGGUAUCUGGCAUACCGCUGGAUAUGAAGACAAAAAAGUGCCCCGACUGUCAGACGGCGACGCCGGUUGGUGCAAUCCGGCUCCUUGCCGUACUGUGCAAGGAAGAGGUUAUGAAGGACGUGGACGCGGCCACAAGGCGUAAGCUGGCCGAAUCCCUCUUUGAGCGCCUCGCCGACCGUCGACGAAGCGUGCUCAAGGACGAUUGGGACGAGAUCUCCAUGUUGUGGGCUACUCUGUGUUACCUUUAUGUGCCUAUCGCGGAGCUUAAACACGUCUGCGGGACCCUCCGAAGUCGAUACGGGGCCGGCAUGGACAAGCUGAUACUCCAGACCCUCGCCCGGGCGGCGUGUGUACAAGAAAAUGUCUGGGACAUUUUCGAGCCCAAAGACACACCCAUGUUUUCAACGGCGAAUCACAUCGUUGCGGAUCUCAGAAAGAAGAACGGGCAGGUUGAACGAUUCUCGCAGGUAGAAGACAUCUUUAUCGUGGCCAAGGAGCUCGGAGGACUCUGCGAUACCACCGUUGCAGUCUAUAAUAAGGUAUCGCUCCGUCUUGAUCGAUGGGACAACUCGCGUAAGUAG